AUGGAACCUUCGCCAGAGUUGGAAUUUCCUCACGGAUCAGUGAUCAACGGAAGGUGCCAUCAACCAGGUCGGUACAAACUGCUGGGAGACGCCAUUCUUACUUGCACCAACGCCAGCUGGAAGGGAAAGCUUCCAGUCUGCAUACAGUCCAACUACUUCACGAACUACUCAGACACGGCUCCUCCAGCCUUGGAGUGGAGUAUAGCUGGUGGAAGAGGAAUGGUGGACGUCGCAGGAUCUCUGGUCCUUCUUCCAGGAUCCAUCCUGCACCUCGACUGCUUAUACCCGAGACUCCAUGGAAAUCCCAAUUGGGCUUGGACGUCGGCUUAUAGGCAGUACCCGACAGGAUGGGCCAUAAAUCGACAAGAGCGAGAGUUACGGUACCGCCUGUCCCUCUACUACGCAAAGACAGACGACUCGGGAGUGUUUACUUGCACGACUCCAAAUGGACGAGAUAACUACCUCCACAUACUGGUUAAAGAAGUGAGUUGCGCCCCUGUAAGCAGUAGUGAGCUUCUGAAGGUGGAGGGAGACAGUGUAGGUCUUGGAGACACGAUUUCCUUCAGUUGUCCUACGGGAUAUUACCUCAAUGGCCCAAAUAAGCUGACGUGCUUGCCAUCAGGUGAAUGGUCGGCACCUAUCCCCGAGUGCCUGGUGAUUCACUGCCCAGUGCUGAGCCCCUCCGACCCCAGGCUCCGGUUACAUUCGAACAACACGACAUACCUGGGAGCCUCAGUCUUCUCGUGUUUACCUGGAUUUAUGCUGGAAGGACCCGAGGUCAUUACCUGCACUGCAAACGGCACUUGGUCGUAUCCAGUGCCUACCUGCCGAGAGGUGAUAUGUGAAGAGGUAAAAGCCCCUGCACAUGGCAGCGUGAAAUACCCUCUGAGUCGGCGCGUGGGUGACUCUGUCUUCUUCACUUGCAAUCCAGGCUAUGUCCUCAGGGGCCACAGCCUGGCCUUCUGCACGCAAAGUGGCACUUGGUCACAUUCAUCACCCACCUGUCUGGAGUCCUGUAUCCACCCAGGCGAACCAGAGCACGGACACGUCUCCCCUCGUCGCCCUCGUUACCACGUGGGCGCAACUGUGCUGGUGACCUGCAAACCUGGCUACCGCCCUGCGGGUCCCGACCGCCUGACCUGCCUAGCGAUACGGCGAUGGUCAGCGCCACUGACAAUAUGCGUGCCUUCCUUCGGCUGAAUUGAACCCUCGAUGGUCGGAAGGGUGCCACGAAUAUGCUCUUCAGACGGAAGGGAAUCAAUCUGCCUCUACGGCGGAGCGCUGAGGAGGCUGCGUCACGCACAGGGAUUCAUUUCAACACAGAAGACUGAGGGGAGCAAAGGGCGUGCCGCGUCAUCUGAACAGGAACUUCCGUUGACCACUGGAGAGUGACUCGCUAAACACUGGCCGAUAUACCGCGACUUGUUCAUACAAAAUGAGUACUUGAAGGUGCAUAGUUUUUCAUUCUAUAAUUUUUCAUUUUAAAUAUUGGGCUGAGAACAUUCUUAAUUCCAUCAAAAAGACUGUAACCGAAGCAGCAGUUCCAAAGCAUUCAACUCUUAAAGGAGUAGAUACACAAUAGACUCACUAAUUUUGUUCCAAAUUAUUCUUCCUUAGAGAAAUAAUUCACAGUUGAAUGAUGCCCCGAAAAAGCUUUUUUUUUUUUUUUUUUUAAUUAAUAUAUAGAUCAUUAAAAGGAUGUAAAGAAAUUUCAUUCCUUAUAAAGAAUGGACAACUAUAAAGUUAAAGCAUCAAACUGGGGUAGUUUGCAAAAUUAAAUUUCCGUUACUGAAAUGUAAUAAAAGAUAAAAAUAAUAAUUCUCUCGAGUUCAAAUAGUCAUUUAGUUUAAUCACUUUUCCCUCGUUCAAUUAUCUCCUGACAAUUAAAAACACAGUUUAAUGUCCAAAUAGUCACAGAAUAUAAUUCUUUCAACGAGUAUAUUAAUUCGGUUUGAAGGUUCAUAUAAAAAAUAAUCUAUACCUCUUCAACAAAAUGAACAGGGAUCGAAACUUGACACGGUGAAAUAACAUCUACCUGAAAACACCACUGCAUUCGGUUACAUUAAAAAACCAUUUAAGUAAUCAAACAUCUCAUAGCAUCAAUUCUGACAGAGCGAAACGGAAGGUCACUUGUGGCCAGAGGUCUUGAAACCCAUCCGUGAAAGGAAGCCCAAUAACUAGAGAGAUAGCGCGUCAUGAAACCACACUGUUUAUAUGUAUAAUCUUAAGAUUAAAUACAAUCCAUAGUCAUCCUUUUGUACAUAGACUUUUUCUUGAGCAUCUUUAACCACUGUGUAUAUCUCUUAGUUCUACAGUACAUAGCCUUGAAGUCCCUUAUUACCAAGUCUCCUGAGAAAACAUAGAUUUCUAGAUAAACUAGGAGUGUCACCAGUCUAUCUCCAGACUCUUCUACGAUUCUGGUAACUGUACAAAGACGACAUAUCACUACGCAACAGAAACUGUCGGAAAGGGGGUAAGAGGAUGAAGAUAACUGAGAGACUGCGGAGGGAGAGUGAAGGGGAUACUGACAAAUAAUUGAAAAAAAUAAGUGACGCUGAAAAUAUAGGUGACAUUGUAAAAGUAUAUCAAAUAUAAGAAGAUAGUGAACAGUGAGUGUCAAUUGAAGUGAAAGUGAAAUGAACUGAGAGGAAAAGUUCGUCAAGCUAAUAAAAUUAAAUAAUAAAUAAAAUAAAUAAAAUAAAUGAAAUAAUGAAUAUUACAACAUAAAAGUGAAAUAACGAAUAAUUAAAGCACAAACUGAUAUACUAAAUAACACAUACUAGAGGCAAAGAAUUAAAGGGUAAUAGAAAGGGAAGAAAAUUUAUGCCAAUGAGUAAAUAAAAGAUAGUGAAAGGUAAAGGAAACCAAAGAAUGUGAGAAUAAGCCUUUUCUAGAAGAUGAGAGAAGUCCAGAGAAAUGAGAUGACAGCGGAAACCCAAUAAAAGAAGUCAAGAUGGAAAGGAAAUGAGUAGAACUGAUUCAUGAAGACGAGGAGUAGAAGAAGGGAAGUGAGGGAACAUUAAACACUAGCAUAGAAAGGCCAAGGAUAAUAAAGGACAGAGGGUGCCUAUGUAUAUGAAUAAUAAAAAAGAAAUCAUAAUGUAAUAAAAAAGUAUUAAUACUUGAUACAUAUCAGUAUGC
This is a messenger RNA of Macrobrachium nipponense, 3141 nucleotides long. RefSeq names its product locomotion-related protein Hikaru genki-like (gene hig). The transcript is spliced from 8 exons. The record is from RefSeq and is a predicted model, not a curated record. NCBI's taxonomy places the organism in Eukaryota, Metazoa, Arthropoda, Malacostraca, Decapoda, Palaemonidae. Bases 1 to 1200 code for a protein of 399 amino acids.